AUGUCUUCCACGACUAUCUUGAGCCACAUCUUAAAGAGAGAAGAUACCUGUGAGACGUCGAAUGACUACAACGGCGAACACUGGGGUGCUCGAGUCUCCGCUAUCUUUGUCAUUCUCAUCACCUCAACCGUUGGUGCCUAUCUUCCUAUUCUCUGCUCUAAAUACUCAUUCAUCAGAUUACCUCCCUGGAUCUUCUUCAUUACCAAGUUCUUUGGUUCUGGUGUGAUUAUUGCGACUGCCUUCAUUCACUUGUUGGAGCCUGCUAAUGACGCGUUAACGACUGAGUGCCUCGGUGGCACCUUCCUCGAGUAUCCGUGGGCCUUUGCUAUUGCUUUGAUGACCUUGUUCCUUCUUUUUUUUGUAGAAUUAAUGGUGUACCGUUUUGUUGAGCAAAAGGUUGGCCAACACUCCCACUCGCAUUUUGGUGAGACCGAUGUGUACGUCAAGGAGGGCGAGAAAGAGGGUGAAAGCGAUGUGGAGGUUACCAAAGCAUCGGAAGAUAAAGCGGUUGGUCAGAAAGCUGCCGAGCCCAACCCCUUCCCUUCUCAUUUCUCUCAUGGCAACCACCACCAAGACCCUGAGGUUGUUGGUACCCCUGCUGCUGAUGCUGAAAGAGAGAGCUAUUACGGCCACUUGGUUUCCGUGUUUGUUCUUGAAUUUGGUAUCAUCUUCCACUCCGUAUUCAUUGGUUUAUCCUUGGCCGUUGCCGGUGAUGAAUUCAUCUCAUUGUACUGUGUGCUUGUGUUCCACCAGAUGUUCGAGGGUUUGGGGUUAGGCACCAGAAUCGCAACUACGCCAUGGCCGAAGAAUGUCAAGUGGACGCCAUGGCUCUUGGGUGUGGCCUACACCUUGUGUACCCCAAUUGCCAUUGGAAUCGGUUUGGGGGUCAGAAACUCCUACCCGCCAGACUCCAGAACGGCCUUAAUCACAUCGGGAAUCUUCGACUCUAUCUCGGCGGGUAUUUUAAUCUACACCGGUCUUGUGGAGUUGAUGGCCCACGAAUUCUUGUACUCAGAUGAGUUCAAGGGUGAAGGUGGGCUGAAGAAAAUUAUCUACGCCUAUAUUGUGAUGUGUUUCGGUGCC
Molecule: messenger RNA, 1083 nt
Organism: Babjeviella inositovora NRRL Y-12698
Lineage: Eukaryota; Fungi; Ascomycota; Pichiomycetes; Serinales
Exons: 1
Biological process (GO): zinc ion import across plasma membrane
Cellular component (GO): plasma membrane
Molecular function (GO): low-affinity zinc ion transmembrane transporter activity
Source: RefSeq, a predicted model, not a curated record